Molecule: messenger RNA, 1175 nt
Organism: Oncorhynchus kisutch (coho salmon)
Lineage: Eukaryota; Metazoa; Chordata; Actinopteri; Salmoniformes; Salmonidae
Gene: or40a1
Product: odorant receptor, family 40, subfamily A, member 1
Exons: 2
Coding region: 14-976 (320 amino acids)
Biological process (GO): G protein-coupled receptor signaling pathway
Cellular component (GO): plasma membrane
Molecular function (GO): G protein-coupled receptor activity; olfactory receptor activity
Source: RefSeq, a predicted model, not a curated record
AGUGGCCCCUCAAAUGGGUUCUUCUGUGCUUUACAAUGGAACGGGAUCAUCAGAUGAUGGAUUCUACAUCACAGCCUUCCACACACUGGGCAAUAAGAACUACCUCAUCCUAGCUCUCUCUAUAAUAUACAUCAUCACUCUAAUGGGUAACUUUGUUCUGUUAGCAGUCUUCAUUAUGAACCCAAGCCUUCAAAAUCCAAAAUAUGUUGCAGUGUGCAAUUUAGCUGUGGUGGACAUCUCUUUGAACAGUGUUAUCAUCCCCCAGAUGGUGCCUGUAUUUGUGUUCAAUCUGAACUACGUCUCCUUUGGGACGUGCUUUUCUCAGAUGUUCUUCAUGCAUUUAUUUGGUGAUAUGGAGUCCUUCUCCCUGGCUCUCCUAGCGUACGACCGUGUGAUAGCCAUCUGUUUCCCUCUGCGUUACCUCACCAUCAACACCAACCUGAGGAUGCUGCUCCUCCUGCUAGGGAUCUGGACCCUGGCCUUCCUCUUGGAGGUCUACCCUGUCGCCCUGGCCUCUAGCCUGCCUUACUGUGCCUCUAGGGUGGUGCAGAGCUGCUGCUGUGAGCACGGCCCUGUAUACAGACUGGCCUGCUCUGACAUCUCUUUCAACAGGAAACUAGCAACAGCUAAAACUCUGGCUGUCCUGUUAGGCCCCCUGUCCUUCAUCAUCUUCACCUAUGCUGUGGUGGUGGUUGCGGUGCUGAAGUUUGCCUCGACUACCCAGCGGUGGAAAGCCUUCCACACCUGUCUCACUCACCUGCUGCUGGUACUGGUGUACUACCUCCCUGUCAUCCUGGCCUACGUCCUAGGUAACCUGCGCUUGGUGCAGUCCCCAGACCUCCUGACUGCCAUCCUCACUGUGUCUGUCACCCUGCCACCCAUGCUCAAUCCUAUCAUCUACAGCCUAAAGACAGAGGAGCUGCGGGAGAAAAUCAUCAAACUGUUUGUAAAGACAAAAGUUACUUCUCACAAAUGAGACUUUGCGUGGAGUUGUUGAUCGUAUUUUCAAAUCUGCAGCAAAAACUCCAAGAACUGUAGAUAUAAGAAAAGUUUCCAAGUAAGGUGACAUUCCCCUUGCAUUUUGUAUCUAUUUCAUUUCAGCAUUUUUCUGUUAAUACUGUUUUAUGAACACUCUAAUUCUUUAGAUAAUUGCAAUAAAACAAUGUCUGACUAUU